UCUUUGAUGGUCUAAUGGCCAUGAUUUCCGCUUGUCAUGUGACAAUAGGUAGAGCAUGUAUCCAGAGACAUAACAAAAGUUUGGGUGGCGAUAUACUUGCCGCCUUUCAACUCUAUUCAGCUAAACAACGGAAGUGCAAAAAAGAAAAAAAAGGCAAAAAUAUAUCUAUCUGAGCAUGAGCUCAGAGAGGUGGUAAUCUCUCUGACGGGGAGUCGAACCCCGGUCUCCCGCGCUUUGUCACAUGACAAGCGGAAAUCAUGACCGUUAGACCAUCAAAGACUUUGGACGGUAAACCCCUAACGGGUUACAAGAACUGGUGCUGCUUUUCGUGAGUUUUUCCGGAGCUAGUAAACAAAAAGUUGAUGCCUGGCUUCGGGGUCCGGUUUUAUCAUUCUCCGAUUCCUGAGCCCAGUUUCUCGCUGGCACAAAAGACUGUUUUUAGAAUUAUGCACAACACGGCUUCUUGCUUUCCGUCCACUGUGGGUGGUUAUCAGCCCGUCCAACACGGUUUCCUGCUUCCCAUCCUCUGUCGGUGGCCAUCGCCCCUGCGCUCGGAAAUGAAGGGUUUUGAGCGCUUACAGAGCCGAAACGAUUGGCCAGCUGAGGCUGAUCUCCGCUGGUUUUACCCUCAAGCUGCUACAAGGUCCACACCCCUUCGCUUGGGGGGCCUAAGAGCCCAUAAAAAACGCGAAACGGUUGGUUGAAUCCGAAAUCUGCCUGGGGCCUGUCAAAAGGCCGCAUCCUGUGUCUUUGAUUACGACGACGGCUUCAUGGAAACGCGAAACGGUUGGUCGAUUUUUGAAAUCUGCCUCGAGCCUCUCGUAUGGCCGCAUCCUGUGUAUUCGAUCACGAUAGCGGCUUCCUGGAAACGCGAAACUGUUGGUCGAUUUUUGAAGUCUGCCUCGGGCCUUCCAAAUGGCCGCAUCCUGUGUCUAGGAUCAUGACAACAGCUUCAUGGAAACGGGGAAUGGUUGGCUGGUUACAGAAAUCUGCCUGGGGCCUCUCGAAUGGCUGCAUCCUUUGUAUGCGGUCACGACAGUGGCUUCCUGGAAACGCGAAACUGUUGGUCGAGUUCUGAAGUCUGCCUGGGCCUGUCGAAAGGCUGCAUCCUUUGUCUGGGAUCACAACAACAGCUUCAUGGAAACGGGGGAUGGUUGGCUGGUUACAGAAAUCUGCCUGGGGCCUCUCGGAUGGCUGCUUCCUGUGUCUUCGAUUAUACCAGCAGCUUCAUGGAAACAGGAGAUGGUUGGCUAGCUUCAGAAUUCUGCCUCCGGCCUCUCGAAAGGUCGGAUCCUGCGUCUUCGAUCACGACAGCGGCUAACAGCAACUUCAGACGCGCGAAAACAGUUGACUAGUUCCGUAAAUACUAUCGUGCCAUUCAUCGACUCAGCGUGGCCUCCCCCUAAGUUCCCCAAACAACUUCGUCAGGUUUACCACGAUAUACAACAAUCUACACUGCCCUUCCAAACCCUGAACUAGUAACUGAGACUCUAUACUCCUGACAAAAUUCGUUGGACUAUCGUGGCAACAUGCCGUCUAUCUUGGUAUCGGAUCCUAAAGGUGACAAUCGGUCUUGUCCCGAGGAAGCAGCAAAACGCAAGAGGCCGUACAGUGUUUUUCGAGAAAUCCCUAAUUGGGAUGACAAUUUGCCGCGAAAGAAGCCACGCCUUUCCUCACACAUCGGUGGUUCUUUCUCUCGCUUACCUCCCGAAAUACUUUCGCAAAUUAUAUCCGAAAUUAUAGACCGAAGAACCCUUCUGAGUGUUGGCCAAGUGGAGGCUUUCAAGGGCUUCCUUAACAUGGAUUCUUUCCGUUCUGCCUACACGGAAGAAGUUAGACGGGGAGAGUAUACGUCCGAUAAUGCGAUCGACACCAUUACCAAACACAUAAAAGAACAUCAAGAGGCGGCUCUGAUGAUUUUUGAAGUCACUUGGAAAGGCAUGAUCCGUGAAGGGCAGUUGAAAGGUGCUGUUUCUUUCCUAAACCGCCUUAGUCACGGACUAGAUGAAGAGGAUUUCGACACAGUGCUACUGUCACUGCGAAUUAUGUAUGAUGACAUUGUUCUAGAAACUUCAUGGGAGGCCUGGGCAGCUGCGUUUACAGCAGCAGAUUUCUUACACGAGGAAUAUCGAAAUGAUGACACCAUAAAGAUGAUCAGAAGGAUACGGCAUGGAGCUGUUUCUAAACGGCAACAAAUACUGGGUCAGAGCGCUUCAAAUGGUCAGUGGAGCAACGCCUACCUUGUGUUAAAUCAGUUACAAAGGUAUUAUGAACUGGAGAAGAGGAUGAAUUUCCACCAUCUUGAAGCGAAGCAAUUUGAAAGAACGAAGAAACUUAACGACGACCUAGCUGAAGUGCUUCACGUAACGCUCAAUCUUGCUGUCCAGGAACAUCAAUGGGUCGAAGCCUCUAAUCAAGUAUUUGAACUGGUAAAGCUUAAUGCAGACAUUCACAGUUUAGUACGAAUACUUGAAACGAUCUGCAGUGGUGCCAUUUCAGAGGAUCGGUGGCAGGAUGCUACCGAAACAGUACGUGUGUUCAAAUACAUACCAGACUAUGAAAACGUUGCUGAAGAAUCACUGGACAGACUUCGAAGUCAGUGGUACAGGGCCGAAGGAAUACGAUGGACUUAUGGAAACACUGUCUUUUAACGCUUAAUAUUAUUAUAUGAUUAGACGAAAUAUAAAAUAGUGCCAUG
This is a messenger RNA of Pseudogymnoascus verrucosus, 2698 nucleotides long. RefSeq lists its product as uncharacterized. The transcript has 2 exons. The record is from RefSeq and is a predicted model, not a curated record. NCBI's taxonomy places the organism in Eukaryota, Fungi, Ascomycota, Leotiomycetes, Thelebolales, Thelebolaceae. Bases 1530 to 2651 code for a protein of 373 amino acids.